Sorex fumeus (smoky shrew) is the source of this 630-nucleotide messenger RNA. It is a transcript of the gene CLDN4, whose product is annotated as claudin 4. Bases 1 to 630 code for a protein of 209 amino acids. Gene Ontology annotation, biological process: bicellular tight junction assembly; cell adhesion. Gene Ontology annotation, cellular component: plasma membrane; bicellular tight junction. Gene Ontology annotation, molecular function: structural molecule activity. The record is from RefSeq and is a predicted model, not a curated record. The transcript has a single exon. Lineage: Eukaryota; Metazoa; Chordata; Mammalia; Eulipotyphla; Soricidae.
AUGGCUUCCAUGGGGCUGCAGGUGAUGGGCAUCGCGCUGGCCGUGCUGGGCUGGCUGGGCGCCAUCCUGAGCUGCGCGCUGCCCAUGUGGCGCGUGACGGCCUUCAUCGGCAGCAACAUCGUCACGUCGCAGACCAUCUGGGAGGGCCUGUGGAUGAACUGCGUGGUGCAGAGCACCGGGCAGAUGCAGUGCAAGGUGUACGACUCGCUGCUGGCGCUGCCGCAGGACCUGCAGGCGGCGCGCGCGCUCAUCGUCAUCAGCAUCGUGGUGGCCGUGCUGGGCGUGCUGCUGUCCGUGGUGGGCGGCAAGUGCACCAACUGCGUGGAGGACGAGGGCGCCAAGGCCAAGACCAUGAUCGUGGCGGGCGUGGUGUUCCUGCUGGCCGGCCUGCUGGUGAUGGUGCCCGUGUCCUGGACGGCCCACAACGUCAUCCGCGACUUCUACAACCCGCUGGUGUCGGCGGGCCAGAAGCGGGAGAUGGGCGCCGGCCUGUACAUCGGCUGGGCCGCGUCGGGGCUGCUGCUGCUGGGCGGGGCGCUGCUGUGCUGCAACUGCCCGCCGCGCGCCGACAAGCCCUACUCGGCCAAGUACUCGGCCGCGCGCUCCGGCCCGGCCAGCAACUACGUCUAG